Polyodon spathula (Mississippi paddlefish) is the source of this 1318-nucleotide messenger RNA. RefSeq names its product small kinetochore-associated protein-like. Gene Ontology annotation, biological process: spindle organization; regulation of attachment of spindle microtubules to kinetochore; mitotic sister chromatid segregation. Bases 78 to 845 code for a protein of 255 amino acids. The record is from RefSeq and is a predicted model, not a curated record. The transcript has 9 exons. Lineage: Eukaryota; Metazoa; Chordata; Actinopteri; Acipenseriformes; Polyodontidae. Gene Ontology annotation, cellular component: microtubule plus-end; centriolar satellite; mitotic spindle.
GUGGUGCAAUUUUUCAAACUUCAGAGCGGGUGUUGGAGAUUGUCCUGCAGCAGAAUAAACAAAGAGGUAUCAAAUUCAUGGAACAAGGAGACAUGCUGACCUCAAAACUUCCAUUGUAUCAAGGCUUGAAAGAUAAUUUGGGCAACAGACUCCCUGAUGCAGCUUCCAAACCUAUGGACAAUGGAAAGAAGACCUUUCUUCCCAAGCUUGAGCUCAAUAAAGAACUACCUGUUCUUUUCAAUUUUGCUUCUAAAAGUCAAAAUGGUGCAGUAUUCAAAGCACAGAAUACAGCUGCCAACCAAAGGAAAAAGCCUUCUACGUAUGCUGCCAGAGGCCCGGCAGCACGACUCAAGUUGGAGGCAGAGCUCAGAGACAAGAAUCAAUUGCUUGAGGCUGCCAAUCAUCAGCUCCUUGAAAACUUGUCAGAAGCAAAGGAGAGUAUUGGAGAGCUGUUGGAGAAAAACACAAAGCUGGAGGGAAACCAUAAUGAACUACAAAAGCAAUUGGAGACCUGCAUGCUUUAUCUGGAAACCAGCAAUAUUGAUCCAGUUUCUGGUGGUAGAAUCCUUGAAUCAGCACAAGAGAAUAAAGAGCAAAGAAACAAAACUAUGAGUCUAGUCCGGGAUCUAAAGAAUGAACUCGAGCAGUUCAGCAGGAAUGUUGCUGUCCAGAGAGCACAGCUGGAGGAACUGAAUAGCAAGGGAAGAAUAUUAAAGGAAGAAAGGUUGAGUUGCCUUCAGGAGCAAGGUGAUUUUCAAUCCGAUUUGGAAAACAUGCAGAAAGAACUGGAGGAAGCACAAACACUGCUGGAAACUAAAAAUGCUGUAAAUAUAUAUUAUUCGUAAACCGUUUUCUAAUUAGUGUAUACUGUAUAUCUUAAGUCAUUCAUGAUUUCCACAGAACCCUUACAUGGUAGAUACCCCUUUCUGUAAAAGCGUGGUCAGCUUGAAUUGUUUAAUCAUUUAAAAAUAUUUGUAUCCCCUUCCCAAGGCUGGAGAGACGGUCAGGUUGUUGAUAGGUUUGCAGGUUUAUCAAUUAUUAACUACACUGUCUUUUAAAUUACUAGCUACACUGUAUACACUACUCUUCCCAUUUGCAUUUAAGUGCAUUCAACCAGUGCACUGUGUCAGUGUUAUUAAAAAAACGAAAAUCUUCAAAUGAUCGCAGCGUAUCCAGAUCAUGCUUCCUGCAACAAUGCUCUGGUUUUCUGUUCCCACAAUAUGCCUGCAAACAUACACUGCAUUGUUCAGAAGAAAAAAAUCUCUUUGAUCCAAGUUUAUAUACCUAUGAUUUUUGAAAAUAAAAUAUAUCAAAACUA